This is a messenger RNA of Coniophora puteana RWD-64-598 SS2, 4517 nucleotides long. RefSeq lists its product as uncharacterized. Gene Ontology annotation, molecular function: mRNA binding. The record is from RefSeq and is a predicted model, not a curated record. Lineage: Eukaryota; Fungi; Basidiomycota; Agaricomycetes; Boletales; Coniophoraceae. The coding region runs from base 588 to 3368 and encodes 926 amino acids. The transcript has 3 exons.
CCGCGCGCUUCCUUUUGCUCCUCCACUUGACAACUCAAUCGCAUCUUCACCGUCGACAGCAACAGCGAGCAAGCCCCCUCCCCGUCGCCCACAGCGAUCAGACCACCUUGCUCCUCACACCCUCAGCUGGUCCUCACCAUCGCAACCUCGCUGGGCUGCUUGGCGGUAUUUGUUCCAAGUGCUUAUUUAUCCCCAUCCCACGCGUCGCGCACGUCGUCCACCCGUUGCCCGCCCAUCCUUUCCUUUCCUCAACCUCUUCACUCGCCUAUAACUUCCUAGCAUCAGCAAUCGCACAUAUCUGCAUUUUUGGCAACUGUUUCAUUGUAUCAAUACUGGCAACUGUUCGCACCGCGUCACCUAGUCCUCAUCGCUCUCCUCCCCCGUUGAUGUCCAAUUUCUAGUCUCAUCCCAUUUCACUACGCUCAACAUCGCUUCUCUCCACCUUCUACUUAUUCAAUCUGGCGUCCCAAACCCUUCCUAAUCCUCCCGAAGAAGACCUGAUCAAUCGGUCCCUACUCGACUCACUUGAAGCUCAAGGCGACUCUGAGCCGUCUCCAAACACAUCUGCAGAUAUUGAUUCUUCUCACAUGGCUCAGGUGAGCGCACCGCCAUCUAACACGGGCUCUGGCAUGUCCUCCCCGGAGGCUUUCACCCAACCUUCCACGAUGAUCCAAUCCGACUCCCCCCAUACCUCCGACUUCAUGAAGCACACCGAUGGACUACAUCAUCCGACUGAUUUGAGCAGUCGAUUUGCCCCACAAUCAAGCGAAUUAUUUGCACAAGAUAACAGCACUUUGUUGUUGAGAUCACCUCACCAGGGUGGGCCCGGGUCUGGAGCGCUCAGCCCCCACCAGGCUGCCAUGAAUGAGUUCGCCUCUGGGCCUUUCAGGUCUUCCUUUAGUGCCUUUAAUGGAAGCAACGGCUCGGGUACCGGCACCCCCGGCGCCAAUGGUCUCGGAGGCACUCGCAUGCGUCAGCAAAGCGUUCCCGCUACUCAUCAGUCGUUCUCUAGUUCUGAUGCUCACGGACCCCUGGGACUGCAACAGCAAUUGUCUCAGCAAGGCAUCCCGUCUAAUUCGGCACCGUUUGACUCGCGUGCGAACGCAUUCGAGCUAGGUAGCCCUACGUCGAUCGGAGGUUUGAAAGGCGGUCAGCCUCAGCAGUUUAUCACUGCCAUGGACGCAUUUCACUCCCAUCCCAUCAAGCCAAGUCCUCAGCAAGUCCAUGACACUUAUCAACACCUUAACACUCGUUCGGGAACUCAAAUGUCAUAUAUGAAUGGGGUUCAGCUUCAAAGUCAAACUCCGUAUGGUCCACACCUGCAAUCCAACGGUUCUUCUGCAGGGCUGAGUGCAAGGGUGCUCGGUAACUCCGCUCAAAUCGGUCUCGGCGCUGGCGCUGGCGCAGGCAUGACGGCAGAAGGAAGUCCCGCCGGUAACUUACAGCAAGAGGAAAUCUCGACGAUCUUUGUUGUUGGAUUUCCGGAGGACAUGCAGGAGCGAGAAUUUCAGAAUAUGUUCACUUUUUCCGCUGGAUUCGAAGCGGCGACAUUGAAGAUCCCAAACAAAGAGUACACAGCUUACGGCUCCUCCGGCGGUCCUACGGGUGUCACGACACCGUCGGGAAUCCCCUUGCGCAGUAGCAAUUCGUUCUCUUCUGCUUAUCUUGGUGGAGGUUCCAAUGAUCCCUAUAACCUUGUGACUGUGAAUCAAGGUGGAGUCGUGGUCGACAAUGGCCGAGAUGGACCCACUACAUCGUGGCCCCCUCUUGCUACCCAUCCCCUCGACGAUCCAAGUCCUUUCGGUUCUGGUCCUAGUCAACAGGGCCAAGGGGGGCCCGGGAGUCAGCCUCCGAGGAAGCAAAUAAUAGGUUUCGCCAAGUUUCGCACCAGACAGGAAGCCCUGGAAGCGCGCGAUGUUCUUCAGGGGCGUAGGGUGGAUAUUGAGAAGGGCGCAAUCCUGAAGGCCGAGAUGGCGAAGAAGAACUUGCACACCAAACGAGGACCUGGCAACGGAGUGAGUACCAGCACUCCAACGACCAUGUCUGCUGGGAGCGGUGGCGUUGCUAGUGGAGGCUUGACGGGCGUAAAUGUUGCUGGUGGUAUGAACCUGGGUAACAUGAACGCCGACGCGCUGGCUGGUCUUGCCGCGAAUCUUAGCCUCAACCAUGCUAGUCUUAACCCAUUAGCUGGUUUGAAUGGUGACGCAUCUUCGAUUGCCCGUGGUCGCGACUUCAAUUCCGUCGGGUUUAACGAGCGCGGUACCAGUGCGGGUUGGCGCGAGCGUCUUGGUGACAGCAGCGAGGAUGAAACUGACGUUAACCUCAAUCGCGAACGCAGAAGGGAGGCUCUUAGUGCAAUGGGGCUGUCGCUAGGCGUUGGCCUGGGACUACGCGGUGCGCGUGAGCGUGCGCAAGCUGAAGAAGAUCAAGAGAGGGAUCGUUUCAGAAGGAAGGACUGGGACAAGGCUGACGUCUCUGGUGUAGCCGCACCCAGAAGGUUGCCAGGCCCUUCGGCAGCGUACGAAGCCUUCCACUCUGUCCCCCCCGGACUAGCACGCUACCCCAGUGGUGGGGCGGGUGGUAUUCUUGCACAAAGCGCUUCUAGCCCUGGCGAAAGUGGAAUGUCCAGCCCACUUCUCGGUCACCGUGAUAGUGCUAUCGGUCUCUGGGAUCCCCCGUCUUUGCGUGACCGCGAAGUUCUCAACUCCUCUCAGCCGCUCUCGUUGUACGCCCGGCGAGGCACGAUCGUCGCGCCCUCUUCUCAGGAAGGAUCUCCGCCAGGCAACCAGGUCCCAUUUUCUCCCCAAGAACUUGAGAGCGUGGAUAUGUUGCCUCAGCAUCGUGCUGCUCCCAACAGAGCGAUGAAUGCUUUCGCCUCUUCGGAGGAUCAACUGCGCCGAGAAGAUCAUCACAUUCCAACAUCUUUGCCUCCAUCCUCCAGUGCGACAUCUACCUCUAGCGUGGGUGGGGACGGCGAUAGUGGCGCACCUCUCGCUGUUGCUACAGGCAGUCGUCAAGUUGUAGGGAGUGCUGGCCCUACAUCCCCUCAGCUUCAUUCCCCUUCCUCAAACACCGGAUCAGCAACUUCUGGCGGUGGCCCCUUCGCUGGUUCUUUACCCCCUAGCAUGUCCAAUUCGAGUAUCUUGACUGGUCCUGCUCCAAGAGGGACGGUGGUUGAUCAGAACCCUCCAAUCAAUACGCUAUAUGUUGGCAACUUGCCCACCGGACCCAUGCCAAAUGGUUAUCCUGCCGGAUACUUAGAGGAUAGCCUGCGAGAACUGUUUUCGCGCCAGCCGGGAUACCGCAAGCUUUGCUUCAGGCAGAAGAGCAACGGUCCGAUGUGUUUUGUUGAGGUGAGUUCGGUUUAAUUUUGCUCUCCCAAGUUAACGUUAACGCACAAUUGAUGUCUUCGCAGUUUGAGGAUGUGAACUACGCAUCCAAAGCCUUGACAACAUUGUACGGGCAAACCUUGAAUGGUUUAGUCAAGAACGGCGGAAUCCGCCUUUCUUACAGCAAGAACCCACUUGGCGUGCGCACGCCUACUAGCGCGGGCAGUGGUCCUUCCCUACAGCAACAACAGUUCCAUGCUCAGCAAGGCGUCGUUUCCCCCUUCCCUUCGGAAGCGUUUCAGCCGCGUCAUUCUUUUGACGUAGACCCUGGCCCGCGACGCGACAGCACGGUCACUUCACCCGUCCCUUCUGCCUUCAGUUUUUCGCGCUCUCCUCCGCCACCUCGAUUUAUAUCCCCGUCUCCUCCAUCUUCGGGAUUUGGACUGGUUCCGCGGGGCGCCCAUAGCUUCGGGCUGCCUUCGCCUUCCCACAGCGGAGCACCAUCAACUUUCUCCCCUUUUGGCCUUCCCUUGUCGCCUCAUUCUGCUUUUUCUCACAUGCACAACUCGCAAUCCACGAUACCCGACUCAUUGAGCUCUGACAUUGCGUCAAUGGCUCCUGAUCAUUCGCAACACAUUCCUCACGGUGCGCUGUCGCCUUCUCCAAAUGCAUUAGAGGCUGCUAGGGCCGCCUAAGGGAGGAACAUUUUCCACAUUUUUUUCUCGCAAUACGCAUGCAAGCAUCUACAGAGCAUUCUGCAAACUAUAUAUUGUGUACCUACCAUCGCCAUGAUCAACACUCAAACAACUCAGAUUGCAUGACGUUUCUCAUCUGUUCGGACAUACCUUUUCGUCUGUUACUCAUUAAUCACUCCAGUUUACCACAUUCUGUUCUGUCUGUUUUCGUUCGUGUCUGUUCUCCUUCGCUCCACAGAAUCACCUAUUCUACCACUGCCAUUACCAUCGUCUCAUCACACUCGGUUCACUGAUAUCUCUAGUAUAUUACUUUACCAAUUUGUUUGAUCCCAGCCACUUCUGCAUUUUGUUAGUCACAGGUCUUAACCUCCACCAUCGCCCUUCCAUGUUCGACUUUGCAUACUUAUAACGUGAAGUUACACACUUAUCAUUACUUUCGCUGAAUAUGCGCUUGCGCAGUAUGUAUACUACUUUACACGAGUGAAUAUGAUAU